GCUGGUUCGCUACGGCCGCCAUCACCAUCCGUCCCAUCCUAUAGUAAACUCCGAAGCAGCAGUCCCCAAUCUGUCUCCAUGUGUGUUAGUUAGGACCGUGUUUUACCGGUGCUUGCUACUCGAAGCUGGUAGUAACACCGACAUUUCUGCCUAGUCCGCUCUCUGCGAUGCCCUAGCAUCAGCUUCAUCCCGACACCGUCGUCGCGGCUCUCUUCCCUUGUUCCUUUCUUCUCUGUCCGUCUUCUCUUCCCGCUAUUCUUUACCCACCACCUCGGUGUGUCUUGUCUCGUCGGCUCGUCCAAGUGUGCUCCGCUUUCUUGUGCGUGCGAGGGAACGCGUGUAUACGCGAAUGAAAAGAAUCGGCCGAGAAGAAGGAGAAGGCGGCGACGGAGGCGGCGGAGGCGGAGGAGAAGCAGGGAAAAGAAGAGGAGCAGCGUAUCGCUUUCUGCACGGCCCGUUUCCAAGGAUAUAACCGGUGUGCGACCGUCUUCUUCCUCCCUUUUUCGACUCGCUCGUUCUUCCCUUCUUUUAUCCAGCCGGGUUUCCACGACAGUGUGUAUAGUGUGAUUUGUUGGGUAGCCGCCAGUGCAUCGUAUAAUAGCUUCCUUCGAUAUACGCCACGCCGAGAUCCUUCGCCAGUUCAUCAGACAAGACAACGGUAGAUAGUGAAAGAGAGAGAGAGAGGGAGAGAGAGAGAGAAACCAUCGCAGAGAAGCCUUUGUGCGAGACCGCCUUAGCUCGAGAGCAACGAUGGCGAGUUGACCACACGCAAUAAAAACAGAAAGAAGAGUUACCCUUUAUGUCCACCAAGAGUCCACGAAGGGUCCUCGCAGUUGUCCUCGUGAUUCGCUAAAUCUUCAUCUCCGAGAGCCGAUCUCCUAACGAGCCCGAGACGCGUCCCACCCGAACGGUCCUCUCGAAUUAUCGUCGCGGAGUCGUCACUUGUCGGACGAGGGGAAUGAAGGAACGGACGGACCAUCCGUGGACCUCAGCGCUGCCGCCCGCUGGAAUUCCUCCUGUCGUAGUCUGCACAUAACCUCUCUCUUUCUCUCGUCCCAGCUCGGUCGUCUCCUAUGCCCCUCGCUCUCUCUCCUCUCCGCCUCUCUCGCACUUCAACCCUGUUAUCAUUCUGUCUCUCCUUCUCCCUGUCCGUCGGCCACCGACACUUGGCUCGCUCUCCUCUAUUUCGCAUCGAAGAAGAAACGUGAUCAACAUUCCCGUGUUUCGUUGAACUCGACGUGCGCGCAAGUGACACGUUUGAUGCUGGUCCGGGAUCUGGAGCCGAUCUGCGGCGAUCGAGGGACACGGUGAUACACGGAAUAUCUGCGACCGAUCUCUCUGUCUCGUUCAUAUCUGCGACCAAACGAACGCAAACGGGGGCUAACGAUGAACCGUCAAACGAUGAACCGCCGAACACUGGAACGUCCGCGAAUCUGAGGAACCUUGGUCCGGUCGGUCGCGAGAAAAAAGGAACGCGCGUUUCUCUCGUUCGGAUACGAUCGAAGCGAUCUAGCGGAUCUUUUCGGAGAUUUUUUUACUUCUGUCGCGGCCACCGCCGGCGCCCGUCGCUUCCUAAUUACGGCAUCACGCUGGACGAACUCUUGAGCGGGAUCGACGGAGACGUGUCGCAGGCUGCUGGAACAUUUCACCUGACGGAUCAGCUCUACAGACGCAACAAUUACCUCGGGGAGCACACUGGUCCGUGCUCAAGUGAAUAUGAACAUGACUCUCGUCCGAAAUACAUUCAAAGGUUGCAGCGAGGACGAGGCAGCAGGUGUCGUGAACGCGGAGGUGGGCGGAGGUUGCGCGGCCGGGGCGCCAACCACAGGAAGUGCCGCUGGAGGUGGUAGCGGGCCAGGUAGCGAGGCUGUCAGUGGUAGUGGCGUCGGCGGUGGUGGUGGCGGUGGUGUGGGAACGGGAGCCGGUGGACGCGGGAGCGGCGGCGAGGGUGGAUCGACGAAACAGGGUGGCGAGAGGUGUCCCCAGUGUGGCAUCCUCUGUCGGGACGUCCACGUUCUUCAGCUCCAUCUCGAGGGCACGCACAAGACCACCUACGCCAUCGACAAGAACGAUCUCAACGCUCAGUUCCCCCAAGUGUCCUGCAAGGUGUGCAGCAAGACCUUUGCAAACGUCUACCGACUCCACAGGCACAUGAUCAGCCAUGAUGAGAGUGCCGUGCUUCGUAAGUUUAAGUGUCCCAAUUGCGAGAAAGCCUUCAAGUUUAAGCAUCACCUCAAGGAGCACCUCCGCAUCCACAGCGGUGAAAAGCCAUUCCAAUGCAACAAUUGCGGCAAACGUUUCUCUCACUCUGGCUCGUACUCGAGCCACAUGACGUCGAAGAAGUGCUUGAUCGUGAACCUGAAAAAGUCGAGACACGCGAACGUGACGAGUGUCGAUCGGGGCCCGAAAAAAGCGCAACAGCCUCUCCCUCCGGGACGGCGCGAGGUCGACCUGCUUGCUGCGAAUAAUAACACUUUCCUCCCCAUCCUACCGAAGCUAUCGCCCUCCGAUUAUCAAGAGAUUCAACGAGAAGGAUCAGCUAUCUACGACAUGCCGACUCUUCUGCCUCAAAUGAUGGGCUUUGGCAGCUACUUCCUCCAAACGUCCCUGGGCAAAAUCCUAAAUCAGCUACAUUCCAAGAGAUUGGACGAAGUAGCCGAGCAAUUCGAGUCUCAUCGAGAACUCAUGAGCCCGUCGACGGCGGACUCUGAGGGCACUGAGGGCACGGAAGGCACGGAGGGCAAGGAAUCCCCAGCACCAACCGAUUCCCAGGGUUUGGAUGCGGUUCGGCGGAUCUUGGAGACUGUGAACACCUCUGUGACGAAACAGCUGCUGGAGGCGAACGUGCGGAAACUGUCGACUUCACCGGCCACUAUGAAGCGGGAGUUCGAGGACGAUUAUCAAGAUCAAGACAGUGAAAUGUCCAGCGAGAUGGCUCACUAUCCGGACUGGUCGGCGACGGAUCAAUAUGAUUCCCAGAGCGAAGGUUUAGCGGCGAAGCUCGAGGACGUAAAUCAGCCGAGCGCGAAAUCGAGCUGCAAGAGGAAAGCCGAAGACAGCUCGGAAGCGGACUCCGAGGACGAGGAGGAUGCCACGCAGACACACAACGACAAUGGUAGAAGGGUGAGGGCCAGGUCGUUGAUAGACGACGAGCAAUUGGCCGUCCUGAAGGGUUACUACGCCAUUAAUCCUCGGCCUAAGAAGGAGGAGAUCAUCAUGAUCGCAAAUUACAUCAACUUCCCCACUCGUGUCGUGCAGGUCUGGUUUCAAAAUUCCCGGGCGAGGGAUCGACGGGAGUCGAAAAUCCCAGCCUUGGUACCGCUGACUAAUCCAGCCAGUCAGACUGUCAUCGAGCAACCUCUGGAUCUAUCGAAGAAGGAAGCGCUCACGGUGUCCGCGUACAAGGAGAAGAAUGACACCAGUUGGGUCAAGGUCCCGACUUCCUCACCUAGCGAGCCGAAGACCGAAAACCCUCCGGCACCUAAUCCGGACGCGGACGACCUUGAGGACUCUCCUCUCGUUAUAGACGAAGAGACCACCGACUCCGUGGAAGCAAAACGCACGGCUGCUCCACCUCCUGUUGGAGAACCAAUUCCGAAGACUCAACCUCAAGCAACCGUGAAGAUCGAGAACGAAAAUGCGAGUCAAUCGGAGGCGACGCCAGCAGCUGAGGUAGAGCAGGGUGUCUUCUUUUGUGAUCGGUGCGACAAGACAUUCUCCAAACACAGUUCCCUAGCGAGACACAAAUACGAACAUUCCGGGCAAAGGCCGUACAAAUGCGCAGAGUGCACAAGGGCGUUCAAGCACAAGCACCAUCUGACCGAACACAAGCGACUGCACAGCGGCGAAAAGCCUUUCCAGUGCUCCAAGUGCCUAAAGCGCUUCUCUCACUCCGGCUCCUACAGCCAGCAUAUGAACCACCGUUACUCUUUCUGCAAACCGUAUAGAGAAUAGGGCGCGACCUCGAAGAAGAAGAAGAAGAAGAAGAAGCCAGACGAGUAAUCGAGACGAAGACUCUUCGUGGGUUGUAAGUUAAGUAUGCGUACGGUCCUCUUCGUUCCCGACACGGAACUCGGCAUUUAAUUUCGAAGCAGAGAAAGAAGCAAACGAACAAACAAAGCACACACGUAUACCUCGCGUUUAUCACGCGUGAACAUGAUUAAUAAGGGAUUGGGGUGGGUGGGGUGGGGGGGAUUGAUAUGAAGAAGUCGUGAUUAAGAGAUACCGAAGAUGUGGACUGCGUGAAACGCAGCUGAGAGUCGAUUUAGCUAAUAGAUAGACGAAGAGCUAAAGAGAUAUUGGAUCACGGACGGAUAACGAUAUGGCCUCAAAGAUGGCGGUCGAUGAUAGCGGCUCGAGGCGUUCUUCAGGCGUCCUUCAGCCGCGGGAUCGCCCGUGAGUCUUGCAGGAUUCUUCAAAGAAAUGUUUGACCUUGUUUCGCAGAGGACAAACGCUGUUAUACUGAAAAUCAGAUGAAGGAUCCGCGCAUGGACCUCGGGCCGACGAGUAUGAAAACCAAACAAUACGCAACGGUACCAAAAAUGCAUAAUGCAAUAAUCUAUUAUAUAUUAUAUAUAAUAUACAUAAUAUUUUAGUAUUUUUAUUAACAAGAUUAUUAUAUAUACCAUGACAAUAAUAAGGAAACUAAUUAACGUACAAAUUUGUUAGCCACGUUCGCAACACGGGGCACGCGAUAGUCAGUCGCGACGAGCAAAAUGGCGAAGGGAUGCUGGGGGGUCCGUUUUCGAGGAGGUCGCACGUGUGUAAUCGACGACAUUCCUUUAAUUAAAAGCUCUCUAGGUGUCUCAGUAAUGAAAUUUCUUUUGCAGUUGAUGGAAGAGAAAAAAAUUUAUGCGAAUUUGUGUAGUUUAUUCUUCAGCUUGUUUGCAGCCAGGCAAUUUCUGUUUGUUCAUUGAUUAGUGCUGCAGCUGAGCUGAAGAUUAAAAAGGGUAGAUGUUUCUUUCAGUGAUCCAAAGAUUCAAAAUAAAAAUCAUUCAUAGUGAUCGAAAGAUUCAAAAUAAAAAUCAUUCAUAGUGAUCGAAAGAUUUAAAAUAAAAAUCAUUCAUAGAAAUCCAAAGUCCAAAGCUGAGAUAAAUGUCUCCAUUUGUGGCCUGCUAUUUGCAUCGGGCCAACUGUUGAGCAUUAAAAAUGAUCUGCACUGAUCUAUAAAGGGAAGGCUACAUUUGUUCAGGUUUCGUGUAAUCUUUUUAAUAUCAAUCAAUUUUUACGAAAGUUUGUUUUAAUUUGAUUUGAAUAUUGGACCAGAUAUCAUUUUUAUUACAAAUUCUCUAGCAAUAGACUAUGGAUGUUGGUGUACAAUAAAUAUAGUAAGAUACAGAAAUUGGAUAAGAA
Molecule: messenger RNA, 5352 nt
Organism: Megalopta genalis
Lineage: Eukaryota; Metazoa; Arthropoda; Insecta; Hymenoptera; Halictidae
Gene: zfh1
Product: Zn finger homeodomain 1
Biological process (GO): regulation of transcription by RNA polymerase II; anatomical structure development
Molecular function (GO): DNA-binding transcription factor activity, RNA polymerase II-specific; RNA polymerase II cis-regulatory region sequence-specific DNA binding
Source: RefSeq, a predicted model, not a curated record